CCAACACCCACGAAAUGUCGAUUAAGCCUGCACGCGCGGCACGCAUAACCGACACCACGAGCGCCCUGUUAGGCGAAAGUCGUGGACGCCGAAGGCCACGAAACACUGCAAAAACCGAUGUUUUUGAACAUUUUUUGAACAUCCUGCGUAAGAUACACAUAAAUCUGUCGACCGUAUUCGGGCGACACGGGGUCCAACAAAAGGGUCGGCGGCAGGGGGCGCGAGCGUAUAUAACCUUCGGUUACCAACCGAAGGCCUCCGGCAAGGGAACGUGCGCGUGGCCGGCGCCCGGAUUGUCGUGGUCUUCUUCUCGUUUAUUUUGAUGGUGUUUGUUUGUUCAUAUGGAUUCGUAUUGGUGUCUUUAGAGAACCUACUUGGAAGUUGAAUUCCAUUUGUUAAUGUGUGUAUGUGUGAAAUAUGAAUAGCAUCCAGCAUCAUACAGUUAUUCUGCCCUGUCCGGGUAUUUGUGAUGUUUGCGGGAAAAUGCGGGAAAGUUCUGGCUCUAUUGCUGGAAGCCAUGUCCGUAAAUCCCUUGCUGCAGAAUGAUGAAAGUAGCGAUGCAGAGUUGGACCCUGAGGCGAACCAGGAUAAUGAUGAGGAGCCAUAUAAAGAGUAUUUGACCGAAUAUUUGAUUGAUACUCUGAAGAGCGAUGCUUAUUUUAUGGGCUACCUUGCGGCAAAGGCAUUGAUGAAGGAGCCCAGGCUUGACAAAAAGCUUGGAAUACGUGGUCGUUGGCUUGGUGCCAAUGAAAUGUGGCAACUGUUCGUCACCUUCGUGAUCCUGUUUUUCUCCAUCAUUGCCCAACUGGUCAUGAUCUACUACAUGCGAGUUGAGGACUCCCCUCUGAAGAGUGUGUUCUCGGGACGAUUUUUCGAACUCCAAUCUGCAAAACCAGACCACCCCGAGGAACAGAUCAGCAAUUGGUUGCUUUGGACGGCCCUGGCCAUCUUCUUUGCACAGUGCACCGUUGAGUUUCAAAAAGCAGUGAUCUUUACCAGAGCAAUUUGCAAAGAUCAUGACUGGAGCGUCACAAAGGCCUGGCAGGAUGCCUGGAACAACAGCCUUACGAGCUUCAGCAGCAUCUUUUCACGUGACGAGUUUGCUGGAGCCAGAUCGUUCUGUGAGCAAAAUGGGUUGAGUAUCCGAAGUGUCAGAAAGGCGAUUUGGCUAACAAGCGGCAGCUUCAGUUUCUUCGGUUUGGAUGACAUGCUUACUGCCAUUUUAGCCUUUUUCAAAUGGGUGAUUCCAGUUCUAUUGUCAUUUGCUGGAGUCCAUGUGCUAGUGAAGUCUGGCAAAGACCUGGACAUAGUCAUGAAUAGCACUGCCUUGACCUUUGUUUUUACGCUGGACGAUAUUGCGAUGGGUGCGGCAUGUCCAGCUCGUACAAGAGAAAUGUUCCAGUUCUAUUCUAAGUGGAAGAAGGAAUUGGAUGAUGCGUCGUUGAUUAGCAUCAGAAAAUUUGCGCAGCCGUUUCAUGCCUCUGCAAUUUUUGUUGGGUCUGUGUUUGGCGGUUUAUUAUUUACAUUCGUUUCUGGAAAACUCGCAUGCCUUUUGAUUUUGAUAGUUAUAGUGUGGACAUGUGCGAAGUUGUUGUGGAUUGAUCCACUAGGUUACGAGGGAGACGCUUCGGUUUGACUUCCUUGUAUGCGUGGAGUGAAGUGCUUUGUCACUCCUUCACAAUCGUCACAAUGUCAGAGCGGAAUGCUGAAGGCAUCUGCUCGAAACCAAGGUUACGCCUCUGAAUGCGGCCCCUCUGAAAGAGAGUGUGUCUGGCGGUCAUGACUCUGGCAGCCACUUGACUCGGGCGUGGGAGCAAUGUCAACGCCACGGCAGACAACGCAUCCGAAACAGACAGCAAGGCAUAGCAAGGCAAAGUUCAACACCGAAGGAGGACCGCAAGCAGCAAGGCGAAGCAUCAAAGUCAACACUAAAGAAUUGCAAGCAGUGUGUGUGUGUGUGUGUGUGUGUGUCAAGGCCCUCACGGCUUGUGCAUUAAACUGAUAGCCAAAACAACCAGGCAAGAGGCCAAGACAAGAGUCAAGAGGUCUGAAGUUUUUGUUUGCCAAAUGCUUCAAUGUUUGCUUCCAACCCUCGAACAACGACCGAACUAUCA
Messenger RNA from Durusdinium trenchii, 2114 nucleotides. The record is from the annotation of a GenBank genome assembly. Lineage: Eukaryota; Dinophyceae; Suessiales; Symbiodiniaceae.